GGGCGUGCGGUGGAAGUCCCAGGCAGCCCUUUUUGUUUACUUUCGUUCUGCUGCUGUUUGUGAGACUAGCUUCUGGGAUCUUGGGCCUCGGGUGGUAGCCGAUGCCGUACCCUACGCCUUCAAUAAAGAAGGGCAGAGGGCUCUCUGGUAUAGCGAAGCAGAAGAGGGGCGCACAUACGGCGGGUUUUUGGUGCUCGGGGGAACAGAGGAAAAGGCUCUGAAACUGCGCUAAGAAUGGGCGGGAGUAGCAGAAGAGUUGUGAAGAUUAUUGGCUGGCAGGAGUGGUGGGCGGGGCGUAGGCCGAGCUGCCUCAUUUAUUGGUGGAAUUUGGACCCCUCGUUUUCUCGUUACUGCCACGUUGACGCUACUUAGAGCCCGGCGGUGUUAGCUCCGUUGUCUGUACCCGUGUCCUCGGAAACCAACGGAUUGGAAGGACUGUUAAAAAUAUGGGAGGAAAGAGCUAAAAGCUGAAGGUAGCUCGCUGUAUCACCGAUCUUCUUAGCUCUACCAUGGCCAGAUUUUAGUUUGGACGAAUUUGAGGUUAUUGGGGGCAACAGCAGGUGGCCCAAAUCAGGCUCGGUGGAAACGGGUAGAUACAGGUUGGCUCCAGUUGAAACGGCUUGAAUGGCGUCCCUGCGACUCACCGUCUGCGCCAAUUACGAAAGCGAUGACGUCUGUGUGUUGUUAUGAGGUUCUCGAACUGAGUGGGUAGAAAUGCGAAGACCUAGAGUUCCCACUUUUCCUCAUUAAUGGUCUGGUGUCACCACUGCCGUCCAAUAUCACUGGUAUCAGCUGGGAAAUCAACUCAGUUGCUGCUACUGCUGCCAUCACCAGCAAUAGUCUGCUUGCGUCACCACCAUCAUCACAGCUACUUGUUCCCGGUACUAAGCAUGCUGUAGUCACUGCUACCAUCUCCACCACUGCAGCUGCUUUCACCAGGACCGGCUUGAUUUAGGAACAGGCCUUCGAUAUUUUGAAUCACCUUUACAUGGAGCACAAAGAUGAUGACGACGAUGAUGUGUCUUUUGCCAAAUGGAUGAGCAGCUUCUGGGGUCACAGCUGGAUAGAGGAGGAUGAGAGAGGACUCCGGGACCGCCAUGGAUCACAGAACUCCAGUUACAGGAAGACCUCCCUGCCCUGCCCAUUUCCUGUGCUUCCCAGCAUGAUGUCAUCUGACAGCCAUCCUAGAAGUCAUUCUUAUGAGGACCAGGGAUUUCAAUGCCAUACUCACGUGCGGGAUUACAGAAAAUACUCAGGGGAUGGGUCAUUCAAGGAGCCCCUGGAAUCAAAAAGAAGAUCCCAUUCCAAAAUUCAGGCAUUUUCAGAGUCCUUUGAACAGCAACUCUGCUUUAGAACCAAACGCUCUGUCUCUUCGGGACCUGAGAGCAGAAAGGAGAGAGAUGAGAGAGAAUGCCGGGCACUGGAAAUGAGGUCUUGCAAGAAAGGGAAGGAAGAGCGUGGAGAAGCGUACCUGCCCACCCUGUCUGAAAAGGGGCCCAAAUAGUACUUUGUUUCCACACCAUGACUACUGAUGCUGCUGUGCUUUUCUGAGCCCCAGUUCGCCAGGCCCAGGAGCGGUAGCUGCAAAGAGCCCGCAGAUGCUGAGUGACUCGAGUGGGUGGUUGAUUCAGCUGCUCCCCAAGACAGCUUGCACCACACUCCAGCUGCUUCUCAGAGUGUGAUCUGCUCUGUUGCCCUUUUAUGGGAAUAAAAAGGAUAAAAGGUAUUUUAAUAGCCUAAAGUAAUUGUUGAAAAUGUGAAGAGAGAUAUUUAAAGAGCCACCCACACAUCUUCACCAACCCU
Messenger RNA from Delphinapterus leucas (beluga whale), 1803 nucleotides. NCBI's taxonomy places the organism in Eukaryota, Metazoa, Chordata, Mammalia, Artiodactyla, Monodontidae. The record is from RefSeq and is a predicted model, not a curated record.